UUCGGGGCGUAUUUAUAACGUUACCGGGAAUUUGAAUCUAUUUUUAGAUCUAAUUUGCGACUCCGCUAACUAAUUUCUACAUUGGAUCAUGUUGCAGUUACAAUAGCAUUUGCUACAACAAACACUUUUGUACUUUGGACUUCGUAAUUGCUUUAAUGUAGGUAGGCCUAUACCACGUAGCUAUCAGAAAAGAACGAGCCUAUUAAGAACAGUGGACAAACACGCAAGACCUAAUUCAACUAUGUCUGAUUCAUCCGAGGACGAAUAUACAAAGUUGAGCGCUGAUUCCAUCUCGGAAACGAGUCGCAUCGAAGUAGUCAAAGAUCUAAGCGACUACGUCAGUGAACAGACACACAACGAAGAUCGGAAAAAGUCCAAAACUGUUGCUCUAUUUGGAGGGUUCUUUAGUCUUGGAUUGAUUAUAGGUGUAGUUGGACCAACACUUCCUGAUUUGUUGCAUCAAGUGAACGCUAACUAUGACCGGCUAUCCUACAUUUUCCUCAGUCGUGGCUUUGGAUAUAUGAUUGGAUCAAUAAUCUCCGGUGCAGUACUUGAACGCUUUAACGCAUUUGGGCUAUUGGGGACGUUCCUGGUGACGUGUUCCAUGGGAAUGAUGUGCGUUCCAGCGACGAAGAAACUUAGCACUAUCAUGUUCGCGUUCAUUUUGACCGGCACUGCAAUGGGAGGCCUUGAUACAGGAGGUAAUGUGUUAUGCCUGAGAAUUUGGGGUGAAAGUUCACCGCCUUACAUGCAAUCCCUCCACUUCACAUUUGCGGUAGGGGCCACUGUUGCGCCUCUCAUUGCCAAACCUUUCAUCAGUGUAUUUGCCGAUGCUAAUGAACUAGACGAAUAUACUCUGUACACCACGGACAUGGUUUUUAGCACGGUUAAGGAAAGAGAAAUCACCGAAUUGAAGCCUCCGAAUUAUGUUACUCACAAGACACAGUUCGAAGAAUCAAACACUACAGUCAAAACUCCAAACAUCACUGACUUUCCUCUUAUGUUGUGUUCAAAUAAUGGAACUUGUGCUCCGAAGACAGAAACCGUCGACGUCAUACGUUCUCGCACCGAUCACCUAACACCUUCUGAGCAUAAUGUGACCAGCGCUGGUGGGAGUAGGCAUACUACAGUUGACAUGCCUCAAGGGACUGGACAAGCUAUUACAAAAAUAGAGGACGGCCUUAGCCCUGGAGACAUAUUAAUCCCAGGAAAUAUAUACAUAGUGUACGCAAUCAUUGCAGGAAUAACUCUUCUCAAUGCUUUUGUAUUCUACUAUUUCUGCGUCACUAGUGAGUUCAAAUGCAGGCGACCUAGUAAUCAUUCACCAGCGGAUGACGCAACGGACGAAGCAACAGAUAAAUGGUUUCGCAUCCACAUGUUAAUUAUUUUGUUUGUUUUUUACUUUCUUUACGUUGGCGGUGAAGUGGCAUUUGGUAGCUACAUAUAUUCCUACGCAAUCAAUUGUGAUUUGAAACUCAGUAAAGAUAGUGCAUCACUUCUCAAUUCUCUCUUUUGGGGUACCUUCGCUAUAUUUCGUGGAUUAGCAAUUAUUUUAGCUUAUUUCUUUACGCCUCUGCAAAUGCUGUUGGCAGACGUAGUCCUCUGUAUAGGAGCAUCCGUUAUCUUAGCGGUUUUUGCAAACACCAGUCAGAUCGGUAUCUGGCUUGGCACGGCUCUGCUUGGAGCUGGCAUGGCGUCGCUUUUUCCAACUGGUUUAUCGUGGCUUGAACGCUAUAUACGAGUGACCGGAAAUGAUGCUGCUAUCCUAGUUGUCGGCGCGUCAUUUGGUGAAAUGCUCAUCCCGUUCUUUAUAGGACAGUACUUCCCCGAUGAUGAUGGUACCAGUGGAGAUGACAGUGAAAACAUUGAUGCUCUUAUGUACUUGAUGCUAUUCAUUGCAUGUCUUACAUUUGCCCUAUUUGUGAUAGCUUAUAAACUUGCUUCACGUAAGGGGGAUCGUUACAGUAAGAAUGCCGAAGACACGCGGUGUGAUACACAGAUGUCUUCAGUAUAGUGCUUGAAUUACAGUUUUUGUCUUUCAAUACACUUUUUUUUUUUUUAUAAGAACACAUUUUAUAAGAACACCGAGGCUGAAAUUGCUUAAAAAUUAAGAACAAAAUAAGAACAAAUUGAGGCAGAGGUAAAAUGUCCAAUGAUAUUUU
Messenger RNA from Anneissia japonica, 2162 nucleotides. RefSeq names its product sodium-dependent glucose transporter 1A-like. Lineage: Eukaryota; Metazoa; Echinodermata; Crinoidea; Comatulida; Comatulidae. The transcript has 4 exons. The record is from RefSeq and is a predicted model, not a curated record. The coding region runs from base 242 to 2014 and encodes 590 amino acids.